AUGACAGAACAACUCAUAGAAUUGGUGAGAACACAUACGUUUCUUUAUGAUACUAGUUGCAAAAGUUAUAAGAAUGUUGGUUUGAAGGAUGAGACUUGGAAAAACAUUGGAAACGAAUUGAAUGAAAGUGAUGAAGUGCUAAAAAAAAAAUGGAAAAGCAUAAGAGACAACUAUUUACGAUACAAAAAAGAAAUAAAUGGUACAACAGGACAAGCCACUAGAAAGUAUCAAAAAUGGCCGUGGGCAAGUCAGUUACAAUUUUUAGAUAAAUGUUUAGCUUCAAGACAAACGACAUCCAAUAUUACAACUGACUUUCCAUUAAAGAUACAGAUACAAGAAUUAACAUCUCCUUCACAGAUAACUUCUCCACCUCAGGCAUCAACAUCAAUUUUCGACGUCAAAGAAUCGGAUGUUCCUCAAUUAUACACGCAUACUGAUUCUACAUUACCAGCACCGAAGAAAAUAAAAAAAAAUAGUAAAGAACCUAAUAAUCAGCCUGUUGGCGUAGACAAAGUUAUUGGUUAUUUAGAAAAUAAAAAGAAACAUACAUAUGAUAGUGUUGACCACUUAUUUCUCAGUUAUGCAGGAACCUUCAAAAAGUUUUCAGAAAGAAAUCAAAUAAAGGUUAAAGUAGAACUUGCUAAAUUAUUCGCUGACAUGGAAUUAAAAGAACUAGAUGAACGCGGCCAUUCAAGUUCACUUUCCCUGCAUACUCCAAUUAGCAAUUGUUCAAAUGACUCUGAUUUUUCUCAAUCAGAAUCAAGUGCUUUUCAAAACGUGAUGUCAUCAUCAGAAAACUGUUCUACAGUUAAGUGA
Macrosiphum euphorbiae (potato aphid) is the source of this 816-nucleotide messenger RNA. The record is from the annotation of a GenBank genome assembly. NCBI's taxonomy places the organism in Eukaryota, Metazoa, Arthropoda, Insecta, Hemiptera, Aphididae.